AUGGGGCAUGAAACUGCUGCCACAGCAUCCAUCAUCCUGUGGAGGACAGUGAAAACAUGUGCUGUCAUCUUUGACAUUUUAAUUGAAAAGAAAGCUUACACAGAUUUCGACCUUAACCAGCCUGUCCCAGGUUCUCUGUCUUCACUACUGCACCUACACAACCGACAAAGACAGCCUAUGCCUGCCUCUAUGCCUGGCACCCUGCCUAACCCCACCAUGCCUGGAUCUUCUGCUGUACUCAUGCCUAUGGAGCGACAAAUGUCAAUGAACUCCAACAUCAUGGGAAUGCAGGGGCCGAACCUCAAUAAUCCAUGUGCUUCACCUCAAGUCCCCCCAAUGCAUUCAGAAGCCAAAAUGAGACUGAAGGCAGCACUGACUCAUCAUCCUGCCGCCAUGUCAAACGGGAAUAUGAACACCAUGGGCCACAUGAUGGAAAUGAUGAGCUCGCGGCAGGACCAGACGCCACACCAUCAUAUGCACUCACAUCCUCAUCAGCACCAGACACUGCCACCUCAUCACUCAUACCCGCAUCAGCACCAGCAUCCAGCGCACCAUCCUCAUCCUCAGCCUCAUCACCAGCAGAAUCAUCCCCACCACCACUCCCACUCACACCUUCACGGACACCCGGCACAUCACCAGACCUCGCCGCACCCCCCGCUCCACUCAGGCGGACAAGCACAGGUUUCACCAGCGGCGCAGCAGAUGCAGCCCACGCAGACGAUACAGCCACCGCAGCCGACCGGAGGUCGCCGGAGGAGGGUGGUGGACGAAGACCCAGAUGAGAGGAGGCGGAAAUUUCUGGAAAGGAACCGAGCUGCCGCCACGCGCUGCAGACAGAAGAGGAAGGUCUGGGUGAUGUCACUGGAAAAGAAAGCAGAAGAGCUCACCCAGACAAACAUGCAGCUUCAGAACGAGGUUUCCAUGCUGAAAAAUGAGGUAGCACAGCUGAAACAGUUAUUGUUAACACAUAAAGACUGUCCGAUAACAGCUAUGCAGAAAGAAUCGCAAGGAUAUCUAAGUCCCGAGAGCAGUCCUCCUGCAAGCCCAGUCCCAGCUUGCUCCCAGCAGCAAGUCAUCCAGCACAACACCAUCACGACCUCCUCCUCUGUCAGCGACGUCGUGGGAAGCUCCACUCUCACCCAGCUUGCCAGCCACAGAACAGACAUCAACCCCAUCCUUUAA
Pterocles gutturalis (yellow-throated sandgrouse) is the source of this 1182-nucleotide messenger RNA. RefSeq names its product cAMP responsive element binding protein 5 (gene CREB5). Gene Ontology annotation, molecular function: DNA-binding transcription factor activity, RNA polymerase II-specific; cAMP response element binding. The transcript is spliced from 7 exons. Lineage: Eukaryota; Metazoa; Chordata; Aves; Pterocliformes; Pteroclidae. Bases 1 to 1182 code for a protein of 393 amino acids. The record is from RefSeq and is a predicted model, not a curated record. Gene Ontology annotation, biological process: regulation of transcription by RNA polymerase II.